AUGAACCUUCGCUCAUCCCAGCCGUUGCAGCCGCUUGAAGGCGACCACCUCAACAGAGCCUCCAAUGUUACUCCCAUCAAGGCUUCUCGCAGAAAAGACCUGCCGCUUGACUACUACAACUACUACAAUAGUCAGAGACCCGGAGACAACCAUGCCCAGGUGCAACAGCAGCAGCACCACCAGCAGGAAAAGGUGAAAAAGAAGAAGGAGAAGCUUUCUGCGCUUUGCAAGACUCCUCCCUCGGUGGUGCGUACCCGCAAGGGUAUUGACUACCGUAGAGGUAUGUUUCUUGGUGAGGGAGGCUUUGCUCGUUGUUUCCAAAUGAAGGAUGCUCAGGGCAAAAUAUACGCAGCCAAGACUGUUGCCAAGGCGCUGAUCAAAAACGAAAAGACCAAAACCAAGCUUUUGCUGGAGAUUAAAAUCCACAAGUCUCUUAAACACCCCAACAUUGUCAACUUCGUGGACUGCUUCGAGGACGACGUCAACGUGUACAUCUUGUUAGAAAUAUGCCCCAAUCAAUCGCUCAUGGAGCUUCUCAAGACCAGAAAACGUUUGACCGAGCCUGAGGUUCGUUUGUUCAUGGUGCAGAUCAUUGGUGCCAUCAAGUAUCUCCAUUCCCGCCGAGUCAUUCACAGAGACUUGAAGCUCGGAAACAUUUUCUUUGACCCAGACAUGCGUCUCAAGAUCGGUGACUUUGGUUUGGCCACUGUUUUGACCAGUGCUGAGUCUCGUAGAUACACCAUCUGUGGAACUCCAAACUACAUUGCACCAGAGGUCUUGGGCGGCAAGCAGACCGGCCACUCUUUUGAAGUCGACAUCUGGGCCAUUGGUAUUAUGAUGUAUGCGUUAUUGGUUGGCAAGCCUCCUUUCCAAGCCAAGGAUGUCAACGUUAUCUACGAGCGCAUCAAGUGUAUCGAGUUUCUGUUCCCUAGCGACAAGCCAAUCAGCGAGAGCGCGAGAGUAUUAAUCACCGAUCUUCUCAGCUUAGACCCAACAAAGCGCCCCUCCAUCAACUCCAUUUUAGAUUAUGCAUGGUUCAAGGGCCCAUUCCCAUCCAAGACCAACGAGGAAGCGCUCACCGGCACCCCAUCUGGUGUCAACAAUAUCUCCAACACGCAGAGCGCACACAACUUCGCAUCCGCUAAGAACCAGGCCGGCAUUUACACCCCUAAACUGAAGAACCCAGUUGAGAUCUUGAAGACCGACUUAGAGUCCGACCAGCCACGUACUGUGUUGCCUCAGUCGUUGUCUCCAGGCGACACCAGGGCCAAAUACCAAGAGGUUCCUGCGUCGCUUAUAAAUCAAGAUGGCCGGUCCACACGCAAAUUCUACUUCAAUUCCAAAUUCGCUAAGUCCAUUAUUAAAUUGGAAAAGAGCCUUUCGGACACAGUCCACAACCUCCGGAGCCUUAGAAGCCGGGCUCAUGACUCCGAGUUGACCGCAAGAGAGCUUCCGUCUUGCGAGCAUCCUACGCUUAUUUCUAAAUGGGUUGAUUACUCCAACAAAUAUGGAUUCUCAUACCAAUUGAAUAACGAUGACAUUGGUGUCCUCUUCAAUGAUGGAACCACCAUUCUCAAACUUCACAACAGCGAUAGAUUCUUGGAAUUGAUUCCUCAAGACGGAGAAGGCUGGUCUUGUAUUGAGAACUCCGUAAGCCACCCUCCAUCCCAAGCAAGAAGACUGCUUGAGAUCGUUGACUUCUUCGCCAAAUACAUGAACAGCAACUUGUCCAAGGUUAGUGAAAAUGAAGAACGCAAGGACAUUGUCUUCUUGCGUCGCUACACCCGUACCAGCGAUUACAUUAUGUUCGAGAUGACGAACGGUACAUUCCAGUUUAACUUCAAGGACCACCACAAGUUCUGUGUUUCUAAGAACGGUCUCGUGAUGACCCAUGUGUCUCCGGAACGCGCCAUUCAAACACACCCCACUGUGUUGUUGUUGGAACAAGGCAACUUCUUGACUGCUGAUGUGCCCAACUGCUUGGAAAAAAUAGCCAUAAUAGAGGCUGCCAUUAGGGCCAAGAUAUAA
Molecule: messenger RNA, 2028 nt
Organism: Australozyma saopauloensis
Lineage: Eukaryota; Fungi; Ascomycota; Pichiomycetes; Serinales; Metschnikowiaceae
Gene: CDC5
Product: polo kinase
Exons: 1
Coding region: 1-2028 (675 amino acids)
Biological process (GO): mitotic spindle organization; protein phosphorylation
Cellular component (GO): cytoplasm; nucleus; spindle pole body
Molecular function (GO): ATP binding; protein serine/threonine kinase activity; protein binding
Source: RefSeq, a predicted model, not a curated record